AUGGGUGUAUUUUGGACCGGAUUGAAGUAUGUGUUCACGGACUUUUCGUGUUGGACAUCGACUCAUGGAGUACCGCAUAUUGGAAUGGCUAAUGCGAAAUGGUUGAGAGCCUUCUGGAUACUCGUCGUGUUAGUUAACAUUGGACUUUUUAUCUGGCAGUUCAUAACACUUCUCACCAAUUUCUUGUCGUUCAGUGUCAAUACGGAAACCACUCUCCAAUUCGCAGAACGAACUUUUCCCACGGUCACCAUUUGCCAUCUGAAUCCUUGGAAACUUACUGAAACAAAAAGUGCAGAUGGGGAUAUGAGUUCUUUGAUCGACGCAUACAAUUCAUAUUCAAGUUCUGCACAAUUUGGACUUCCAGCUUCACUAACUGCCGAUAGACAACAACAAGCAAAUAAAUGGACGUUGAUGUAUUCGGAGAGGUUAAAUGAGAAACAGUAUGACGAUGACCUAAACAUUGCUUACUCCUAUGAUGAUAUGGUGGUCAGCUGUACCUACAACGCCAAGACCUGCAAUAUCACGGAUUUCAAUGACUUCUACAAUCCAUCCUAUGGAAACUGCAUCCAAUUCAACACGGCUGGAUACUACAAUUCCUCCCGAGCCGGUCCUCUUUAUGGUCUUCGUAUGGUAAUGAGGACAGAUCAAGCAACAUAUUUGCCUUGGACAGAGGCAUCGGGAGUGAUUAUUGAUAUUCAUAUGCAGGAUGAAAUACCGUAUCCAGACGUCUUUGGCUACUUUGCUCCACCGGGUACUGCUUCCUCUCUUGGUGUCAGUUAUGUUCAAACCACUCGCCUUGCAAAACCAUACGGUACUUGUACAACCAAAACCAAGCUCGAAACCACUCAUUACACGGGAACGUAUACUGUGGAAGCGUGCUUCAGAAGUUGUAUGCAGGAGAAGAUAAUUGCGUCGUGUGGAUGCUACUACCCAGCCUAUUCUCAUGCUCCAAAUACUACUCAGUUCGUUUCGUGUGAUAAUGGAGCGGCUACUUUGGAUAAUUUACUCUGCGUGGACUUGAUCAACAGUGCGGACUCUACAGAGUUUGAUGUACUCACUGACUGUGAUUGCCCUCAGCCUUGCGAAGUCGAUUCCUAUGGAGUCACGGUGUCCACUGCGCAAUGGCCAUCAGACUCCUAUACGCCUACUGAAUGCAACCCGGGCGGUCCAUCCGGUCCAUGGGACACCUCUGGUCAAACCUGUCUAGAUUGGUACAAGGCGAAUACGAUAUUGAUCGAAAUUUAUUAUGAGAGAAUGAAUUUUCAAGUGCUUACGGAGUCACCGGCGUAUACCUUUGUCAACUUCAUCUCAGACGUUGGUGGUCAAGUCGGUUUGUUCCUUGGAAUGAGUAUCAUCUCAGUCAUCGAGAUCUUGGUUCUCUUUUUCCUUGUCUUUUUCUACUGUUGCACUCAUAAAUCAAGAAAAGCAGAAAUUGAACAACUGGAGAUGGAUAUUCAGAAGGCUAAGGACGAUGUUGACCAGGUUGCUGAGAAACGUAAGAAGCACCAGAAGGCAAAUGCAGAGUUGUAUGAAAUGGAUGCUGGAGAUGAUGUGGUUCCGCCAAAACCUGUUGCACACGAUUAA
This is a messenger RNA of Caenorhabditis remanei, 1584 nucleotides long. RefSeq lists its product as uncharacterized. The record is from RefSeq and is a predicted model, not a curated record. Bases 1 to 1584 code for a protein of 527 amino acids. Gene Ontology annotation, molecular function: ligand-gated sodium channel activity. Gene Ontology annotation, cellular component: membrane. The transcript has 12 exons. Gene Ontology annotation, biological process: sodium ion transmembrane transport. NCBI's taxonomy places the organism in Eukaryota, Metazoa, Nematoda, Chromadorea, Rhabditida, Rhabditidae.